UUCGGAGAUUUCGAAGAACUGCGCUCGCGGAAUCCACCCGUACCACCUGCUCAGCGGUUGCCGGCUAUUUGUUAAUCGAGCGCACCCGGUGUUGUGUUUUGUUGUUGUUUUCCAGCCGUGUACCGUGCUCGGCCUGUCAAACCGUGACUUCUCAGCGGACCGACGACACCGAAUAACCGGGAUGCACAUGACUAAAAAGAGCAGAAACACAAUGAAGCCCCCGAAUCAGACUCAGUCCUCUACUGUCAGCAGCCUGGUGUUUGAAGGCGUCUACAACAACGCCCGCAUGCUUCAUUUCCUCACAGCAGUCGUGGGCUCCACCUGCGACGUUCGAGUGAAAAAUGGAGCCGUGUACGAAGGAAUUUUCAAGACGCUGAGCUCACAGUGUGAGCUGGCUGUGGAUGCUGUUCAUAAAUGCAGUGAUGGAGAUGGAGGAGGAGGCGGUGAGGAAGGAGGAGGUCAGGCUCCUCCUCCAAAGAUCGAGGAUAUAACUGAAACCAUGAUCUUCAGCCCGACUGACCUCGUCACUAUGACCUGCAGGGACGUCGACCUGAACUUCGCCGUCAGAGACACGUUCACCGACACGGCGAUCAGCUCGUCACGACUGAACGGCGAGCACCGAGAGAAGGUUCUGCAGAGGUGGGACGGAGAUGGAAACGGGGAAAAUUUCGAGCUGGAGGCUGACACGUCAAACGGCUGGGACGCCAACGAUAUGUUCAGGUUCAACGAGGAGACGUACGGCGUGAAGUCGACCUAUGACUCCAGCCUCUCCAUGUACACCAUGCCUUUGGAGAGGGGGAACUCUGAGGUUUACCGUCAGCGGGAGGCGCGAGCAGCUCGGUUAGCCAAUGAGAUCGAAGGCAGCCUUCAGUACCGCCGGCGGGUUUCUCUGGAGAACGAGGAAGGCCGGAGUGAGGAGGACAAGUUCAGCUCGGUGGUCCGAGAUCGGGAGGACAGAUCGAGUCCUGGAUUCACCUCCAGCAGCAGGGAGGGUAAAUACAUCCCUCUGCCCCAGAGAGCUCGAGAGAUCGGCCUGACCGCCGGCAGGACCGGAGCCUCCGGUCGGACCACGGCGCCGGCUUCUUCCAGACACCCGCCGCCCAGCUCCUCUUCCCCCAAACCGUCCUCUGAUAGGAGCAGCCCGCUGUCCGUCAGAACCGCCUACUCUCCCCACCAAUCACAGAGCAGCCCGCCGGCGGCCAGCAGCCCUCCCUGCACCAAUCACGUCCUCCCGCACUCGCUGUCGCAUCCGCAGGCGCUCACCGACACGACGCGUUCGAACGUCAAUGGAGUUGCAUCCAGAAUGUCCCCGAAAUCCCAGAGACUUCAGAGCAACAGAACCCUGAGAACCCCGAACUCCCAGUCGUCUCCUGCAGUAUCUCGUGCUCCGAAAACAGACGCCCCUCCCCAGGACCCCCCCUUGGUCGGCCCCGCCUACCUGGACUCCUCCCCUUCCACUGUCACUACGGCAACCACCACCACCACCAAACCCUCCGGCCCCACCCCUCUCUUCCCCAUCGAUGUGAAUGAAAUCCUCAGCACAGCAGCUAAAGACCGAACUGAAAGUCUGUCCAGUCCACAAGAAGGCAAAAGCAGCAAAGCUUCCUCGGUUCAGCAGAGAUCCCAGCUAGAGGAGCUCCGCAAGUUUGGCAAAGAGUUCAGGCUGCAGUCCAGCUCGUCUCCUUCAUCCAGCCCGGCCUCUGCAGACCUUCCUCCAGACCACGCUGCUCCUCUGGUGGAGUCUUCAUCCUCCUCAUCACCCAAACCUGCACAAGAUCUGCAGCCGACUACAGAAACCACAGCUCCCACCACCUCCACGCCUGCUGCCCCUCCUCCUGCAGUGACUCCUGGGCCCCAGUCAUCCGGACCAGAGGGUCCACAGCCCGGUUCCACCCAGCCGACCCCACCAGGCAGCGGGGAGGAGGCCACUCUGGACGGCAGUGACCGAGUUGAGGCUGCGACUGUCGCUGCAGUGCAAGUGAAAAACUCGACGCUGAAUCCGAACGCAAAAGAAUUUCUUCCCAUUAAAGGAACCACAGCGAUGAAGCCGGCAUCGACCCCGACCCCGCCUCGGCCGGCACCGCCUAGCCCCUCGGUGGUCCUCCCCCCUCCAGGACAGCCAGGAGGAGGAGCCAUCUACAGCAGCCCACCUGGACACUACCUGUCCUACGUCUCCCCCAUCCCCCUGCAGGGACACUCCAUCCAGGCUCCUCAGAUGUAUCAGUAUACCAUGUCCACCGUCAAUCAGGGCAAAUACCCCCGACCCAAAGGUCCAGUCGUGGGUCCUCGUUCGGACCACCACGCCUCCCCAGCCUCCCCCAUGAUCUCAGCUGCAGCCUCGGCAGCAGGACCGCCGCUGGUGGCGUCUCCGUACCCCCAGUCCUACCUGCAGUACGGUCAGGUGAUCCAGGCCAUGCCGCCGCACUACCACGGACAGACGGUUUACUCGAUGCUGCAGGGCGGAGCGAGGAUGCUGACGUCUGGAGCUCCUCCUCAGCCGAUGGGUCCUCCUGGACCUCAGUACCCGGGUCAGGCUGAGGGUCCACCGGGGCAGCAGGCCAUGUACGCUCCUCAGUCCUUCUCCCACCACCAGGGCUCCAUCCAUCAUCCCCAGCCCUCCAGCACCCCCACUGGGAACCAGCCGCCCCCCCAGCACACGGCGCCCAGCCCUGGACACGCUCAGGCGUCUCAGGGAGGCCCUCAGCCUCAGUCUUUGUUCCACUCUGGAGGUCUUUCGGCUCCGACACCUCCUAACCUGCCACCGGGCCACAGCUCUCCCCAGGCCUCCUUCACCAUGCAGGGCUACAGCCUCCAGACCCACCAGCUGCCCCACGGCUUCGCCUCCAUCAGCCAGCUCACACAGGCUCAUGUACCAGGAGGUAUGUCCGGACCUCACCACUCCGCCGGCCACGGCCCGCCCCCCGUCAUGCUGCACUAUGCCCCGCCUCAACAGGGCGGCUCCAACCCCCAACAUGGCCCACCGCCCCAACAGGGGGCGCCACAACACUUCUACAUCGGACACCCACAAGCUGUGCAGGUUCAGGCUCACCCCACCCAGCAGCUGUCCUUCCACCCCUCGGCCAACUGAGAUGCACCUGGACAGCGUCACCCUAACAUUCCCACCUCCUGACGUCAAACUAACUGGCCCUGAUUUUUACACAGAUCUUUUAGAAAAGCAGACGGAGGACAGAAAGUCUGAUCCCUUUCUGGAGCGAAGUUUUUGGAUUUUGAGAU
This is a messenger RNA of Amphiprion ocellaris (clown anemonefish), 3234 nucleotides long. It is a transcript of the gene atxn2l, whose product is annotated as ataxin 2-like. NCBI's taxonomy places the organism in Eukaryota, Metazoa, Chordata, Actinopteri, Pomacentridae. Gene Ontology annotation, biological process: cytoplasmic stress granule assembly. The coding region runs from base 182 to 3088 and encodes 968 amino acids. The transcript is spliced from 23 exons. Gene Ontology annotation, molecular function: RNA binding. The record is from RefSeq and is a predicted model, not a curated record. Gene Ontology annotation, cellular component: cytoplasmic stress granule.